Messenger RNA from Xenopus tropicalis (tropical clawed frog), 4197 nucleotides. RefSeq names its product synaptotagmin like 5 (gene sytl5). Bases 223 to 2667 code for a protein of 814 amino acids. Gene Ontology annotation, biological process: intracellular protein transport. Lineage: Eukaryota; Metazoa; Chordata; Amphibia; Anura; Pipidae. The transcript has 20 exons. Gene Ontology annotation, molecular function: small GTPase binding; phospholipid binding. Gene Ontology annotation, cellular component: membrane. The record is from RefSeq and is a predicted model, not a curated record.
CUGCUGGGUGUGCGUAUGGUCCUCAAGUAUUUCUGACAAGAUUAGCUGGUUUUUCAAGUUUUACUGUAUGGCUCAUUGUAAAUCUGCUAUGUCUGUUUCAUAUGGAUAAUAACAAGCUUUGGUGAAGCACAAGGAAAUGCUUUCUCGUGCCUGUUUAGAACAAGUGAAUUAGUUACGUUAAGAUUCAGUAACAAUGAAGAUUGUGUUCUACACGACCUAAUUAUGUCAUCAAAGACAGAAAUAAUCAACUUUUCCUUCCUAUCGGAACAAGAAAAGAAAAGUAUUUUAACAGUAUUAGAGAGAGACGAUCUGCUGAAGAAAACUGAUGGAAAAAGAGUGAGGAGAUUAAAAAAUGAACUUCUGGAAAUUCAAAGAAGAGGAAACAAACGUCACCAUGUACGUCAGCAAAACUCAAAAAUUUGUGCCCGUUGCCGAAAAAGUCUGGGAUUGAUCUUUGAUCGGGGAGAUCUCUGCCAUGUCUGCCAUCAGCGGGUCUGCAAAGCAUGUCGUGUGGUUGUUAAAGAUGGCAAAUGGAAGUGUACUGUAUGUGCCAAAAUAGCACAGCUAAAGUUGACAACAGGUGAUUGGUUUUGUGAAGAACGUGGCAAACGUUUCAAGAAUGGCACUGUUCUUGGAAGUGACAUAGUCCGAAAAUCAAUUAUGAGAAAGAUACCAGCAGUAAGCAAACCUGACAGAGAUGUGGAAGAUUCAGGCAAACAACUCCCAGCAAAUGAAAAUGUGCAAAAUGGGAGUGUUCUGGAGAACAAAUCUGCAAAAGGAGAAGAUGGAAGAAGCAUUCGGUCAGAUAUUGACAACCAAAGCUUGCACAGCAAUAGGUCAAUGCCUCGUAGUGACAGGAUAAGCAAUUUAUUUGACAAAAUGACUGGAAAGAAGGCAAAAAAUGAAGAGGAUGAUGCUCAAAGCUUGCGAAGCAUGAGAUCUGAUAGGAAAGUUAAAGUGAACGUUCACUCAGAGUCAUUGCAAGCAGCUGUCACCGAACAGGAGAAUACUGACAUGAUAAGUCAAGCCAGCUUCAAAGUUGAUGUACGUUCUGAAUCCAGACCUGGUUCAUCUCUUUCUGCAAGAGGGAGUGUUGAUUCAUUGGACACUGGUGUUUCAAGUCCCAAAUCAAAAGGCAAUGCACCAUCUUCUUACCAAAGCAGCAGCAUAAAUGUCAUUGGAACGUUGCCUGCUAGGCAGAGCUCCCCAACAGCAAGUAUGCACAGUGCAGCUUCUAAUAGUCAUUCGCGAUCUGGUGUACAAAAUGGCACUAAAACAAGUUCCAGUAUUCCAGAAGACAUGUCAAAGGGGCACGAACGCAGGGCUUCUGCUACUCCUUCAUUAGUUAUAUCCAGAGCUUCCUUAUCAUCAGAGCAGAGCAAAUCUGAAUAUGAUUUAAGUGGCCACUUUACAGAAGAAAACCAGGAAAGCAUAAGCAUGAGGAGCAUAUCCGUCCCAGACUAUUUAAAUAAGGAUCCUGAAUACAUAGAUAAGAUUGAUGAAGAUUUUGAUGAUUUGGGGCCGUCAACAAAUUUGACAAAAUCAAUGAAUGCUCACACAUUAUCUGACAGGAAAUGGACCCACUUAAAUGUCCCUGAUGCAGAUGCUGAUACAAGAAGUCUUACCAGCAUAAGUCUUUAUAGUGAAACAGGAGACUAUGGAAACCUCAGGAUCACAGGCGAAAUCCUACUGAACAUUAAUUAUAGCUACAAGACUGGCGCAUUAAAUGUUGUAGUCAAGAACUGCAGAAAUUUGGCAGUUGCGGAUGAAAAGAAGAACAGAACAGACCCAUAUGUCAAAGCGUAUCUUCUCCCUGACAAGUCACGCCAAAGCAAACGCAAGACUAAAAUAAAGACAAACACAACUGAUCCAGAUUUUAAUGAAACACUCAAGUAUGUAAUCAGUCACACACAGCUGGAAACAAGAACUUUACAGCUGACCGUAUGGCACAAUGACAGGUUUGGACGUAACAGUUUCUUGGGUGAAGUAGACAUUCCCUUGGAUUCUUGCAAUUUUGAAAACCAAGAAGAUGAAUGUUUUCAGUUGCAACCUAAGAUGGACCUUGCCUCUGAUGUCACCUUACAGUACAAGGGAGAAAUAACAGUGGGUUUACGUUAUAUUACUCCUGAGAAAAACCUGACUCUUCCAUUAGAUAAAGUUGCAGAGAAAAAAAGUUUUAGAAAAUCAAAGAAAGCAAAUGUUAAAGUGCCAAGUGGAGGACUAGUAGAAGUGCUCAUAAAAAAUGCCAAAAAUUUAACAGCAAUGAAAUCUGGGGGUUCUUCGGACACAUUUGUCAAAGGAUAUCUGCUGCCAGAUAACAAUAAAUCAACAAAGCACAAAACACCAGUAGUAAAAAAAACUGUUAACCCAGAGUGGAAUCACACGUUUACCUUCGCUAGUCUCCAGACAUCUGACUUAUCGAAUGUCUGUGUAGAACUGACGGUUUGGGGCAAGGAGUCUUUGACUAGUAAUGUUUUUCUUGGAGGAGUCUGCUUGGGGUGCGGCAGUGGUGUAAGUUAUGGUGAUAUUGUAGACUGGAUGGAUUCUCAUGGGGAAGAACAAUUUUUAUGGCAAAAGAUGAUGGAUAAUCCAGGAACUAUGGUUGAGGCAACACUAAUGCUCCGGCCGACCAUGGCAAAAAAGAAAUACAGUAGUGUAAAGGCAUAGACACCCAGCCUAAAAUACUGUAACUGAUUACAGUUUGAACGAUAAGGCCUUUGUUGGAAGACUUGUUUACAUUUUUGGCUCUGCUGUUAGUACUGUAAUUAAGCACAUUUUUAGGUAGACACACGGGACAUGUAUAAUACUGCCAGUAACAUUUUUCGCUAACCCAGUGUGUUGCAGGAAUAUACAGCAUCCCUACCUUGCAUAUACCACUCUGCUUAAUAAUAUCUUAAUAAGCCUUUAUAAAGCCAUUAGCAUGGAGUUUCACCCACAUAUGCUUACUAAUAUCUUAAUUAGCCUUUAUAAAGCCAUUAGUAUGGAGUUUCACACACAGUGACAAAUUGCUCAUACUAGAAUUCAUAGCAUUACUGUGCAACAGAAAACUCUGAAAGGCAAAUUAAUCUUUAAUGGCAUGAAAACGAAGGAACCUGGAACAAUAUAAAAGACAUGUAUUAUACUUGUUGGCCAGUGUUGGUUCGUGCAUUUUGAUUGAAACAUUUGCAUUUGCCUUGGGUUCGGCAUUUCAUAAAGCAUUGUAAAAAUGUAUGUCACCCUAUAAGUUAAUAUAUAGACACCUAUACAAAACAUUAAAGGGACAGUAUACCUAGUUGUUCAACUUGAGGUAAAAAAAUAGGGCUUUUGCUGAACAUGUGUUUGCCUGUUGUUUAAUUUUGACCCAAGGCUACUGCCACACAGGGAUAAUUUGUGGCCUGUGAAAAAACCCUGGUCAAGAAUCAGCCCCUACUCUGGCAUCAGCCUUCCCCCUUACCUGCAUCCAGAACUAUUGUCGGCCCAGGUGCAGACACGCAGCAGAUUUCAGUAUGGAAUUGCAUACUCACGUGUUUCCUCGCUGAAAUCCACAGUAUGUGCUUUCACCUGGCAAGUGCAAUGGUUCCGGGUACAGGCAAAUAAGAAGGCUGAUGCCAGAUUAGUGGCGGAUUUUUGGCCUGUAUAUGGACACAGGCCAAGAAUGUGAAAUUAGUCUUAACAAAUAGAUGGAACCUACACUAUGUGAGAUACUGUAGAUGAUUAGAUUACCAAUGCACAAAUAAUCCCCCCUGCUUAUCUGUAAGCCAAAACAGUAGUAAUUAUCUACCUUAAAAAAUAGAUAGUCCUCGGGAGCACUUUCCUUUCAGCUUCACAUGUGCUACACGCAGACUGGAUCCCAGACGGCCACAACACCAGAAAAAAAAUAGAAAAGUAGUGGAGCACCAAAGGGAACUGAAUUAAAAAGCAGUCUUUAUUCGAUCAUGUAUAGAAAGCCCACAUGUACAUUCAUAGGACCUACGGAUGUACAUGUACACAUGGGCUUUCUAUACAUGAUUGAAUAAUUCAGUUCCUUUUGGUGUUUAGCUACUUUUCUAAUUAUCUACCUUGCAAGGACCAAACACAAAGAUACUUCAGUCUCCCUGUUUGCCAUGUUUAGAUCAAGGAUUUAAACAAUAACUCAUGUUGAACAACAGUAUAUUCUGCCCAUUUAAGAUGGUUUGAUGUUUCUGUGAUUAUAACAGGAAUAAAAGUAUAACAGACAAA